UGUUGCCUAUCACCACUUACGCUUCUGUAGACAAGUCUUGUGGGUACUCCUCGCCAUGGCUCAGCUCCAGACACGCUUCUUCACUGACAACAAGAAAUACGCGGUAGAUGAUGUUCCCUUCUCAAUUCCUGCAGCCUCUGAAAUUGCUGACCUUAGUAACAUCAUCAAUAAAUUGCUGGAGGCCAAAAAUGAGUUCCACAAGCAUGUGGAGUUCGAUUUCCUUAUCAAGGGUCAGUUUCUGCGAAUGCCCUUGCUCAAACACAUGGAACUGGAAAACAUCUCCUCAGAAGAGGUCGUGGAACUGGAAUAUGUGGAGAAGUACACUGCUCCUCAGCCAGAGCAAUGCAUGUUCCAUGAUGACUGGAUCAGUUCCGUCCAAGGGGCAGAGGAAUGGAUCUUGACUGGUUCUUAUGAUAAGACUUCUCGGAUCUGGUCCUUGGAAGGAAAGUCAAUAAUGACAAUUGUGGGACAUACAGAUGUUGUAAAAGAUAUGGCCUGGGUGAAAAAAGACAGUUUGUCUUGCCUACUACUGAGUGCCUCUAUGGAUCAGACGAUUCUCUUAUGGGAGUGGAAUGUGGAGAGAAACAAGGUGAAAGCCGUGCACUACUGCAGAGGUCAUGCCGGAAGUGUGGAUUCUAUAGCUGUUGAUAGCACGGGAACCAAAUUUUGCAGUGGCUCCUGGGAUAAGAUGCUAAAGAUCUGGUCUAUAGUUCCUACAGAUGAAGAAGAUGAAAUGGAGGAAUCCACAAAUCGACCAAGAAAGAAACAGAAAACAGAGCAGUUGGGACUAACGAGGACUCCCAUAGUGACCCUCUCUGGCCAUAAGGAAGCAAUUUCUUCAGUUCUGUGGUCAGAUGCUGAAGAAAUCUGCAGUGCAUCUUGGGACCACACAAUUAGGGUGUGGGAUGUAGAGUCUGGCAGUCUUAAGUCAACUUUGACAGGAAAUAAAGUGUUUAAUUGUAUAUCCUAUUCUCCACUUUGUAAACGUUUAGCAUCUGGAAGCACAGAUAGGCAUAUCAGACUGUGGGAUCCUCCAACUAAAGAUGGUUCUUUGGUGUCGCUGUCCCUAACCUCACAUACAGGCUGGGUUACAUCAUUAAAGUGGUCUCCUACCCAUGAGCAGCAGCUGAUUUCAGGUUCUUUAGAUAACAUUGUCAAACUGUGGGAUACAAGAAGUUGUAAGGCUCCUCUCUAUGAUCUGGCUGCUCAUGAAGACAAAGUUCUGAGUGUAGACUGGACAGACACAGGGUUACUUCUGAGUGGAGGAGCAGACAAUAAACUGUAUUCCUACAGAUAUUCACCUACUACUUCUCAUGUGGGGGCAUGAACAUGAAUGAUAAAUUUGACUACAGAGAUUGUUUCUGUACAUGAAAU
Molecule: messenger RNA, 1374 nt
Organism: Lontra canadensis (Northern American river otter)
Lineage: Eukaryota; Metazoa; Chordata; Mammalia; Carnivora; Mustelidae
Product: ribosome biogenesis protein WDR12-like
Exons: 1
Coding region: 56-1327 (423 amino acids)
Biological process (GO): ribosome biogenesis; maturation of 5.8S rRNA from tricistronic rRNA transcript (SSU-rRNA, 5.8S rRNA, LSU-rRNA); maturation of LSU-rRNA from tricistronic rRNA transcript (SSU-rRNA, 5.8S rRNA, LSU-rRNA)
Cellular component (GO): PeBoW complex; preribosome, large subunit precursor
Molecular function (GO): protein binding
Source: RefSeq, a predicted model, not a curated record